Messenger RNA from Dibothriocephalus latus, 423 nucleotides. The record is from the annotation of a GenBank genome assembly. Lineage: Eukaryota; Metazoa; Platyhelminthes; Cestoda; Diphyllobothriidea; Diphyllobothriidae.
GCCGUCGACAAGCAGCCCGAUGCAGCCAAUCCUGGCUCCGGCGGCAUCGACGUUAGCAGAGCCGCAUACAGCCAGCGGCUCAGUUUCUACUACCUCCUGCAGGCGCUGCGAGAGGCUGUUGUGAAUUUGUUGAGCAUCAAUGCCAUUGACUGCAUUCGCACCAACCUUGACACCCUAUGGCCUGAGGAGGGCUCCCGCAACUUGGUUGCCGAGUGCUUAGGCCGACUAUCCCUGAUAUCCCCUAAGCUCCUGAUUGGUCGUCUUCAGACUCAGCUCAACUCUCCAGAGGCCGCCAACUCUGCCCUAACACGUUGCACCCUAGUCACCGCGGCCAAGUACAUUCUCGUCGUAAGCGAAGGAGGAGGAGGAGCUGGCAUGGGCAAUACCGACGGUACCUUCGAAACGGCUGAUCCCGCAACUACC